Messenger RNA from Lytechinus pictus (painted urchin), 1074 nucleotides. RefSeq names its product substance-P receptor-like. Lineage: Eukaryota; Metazoa; Echinodermata; Echinoidea; Temnopleuroida; Toxopneustidae. The coding region runs from base 1 to 1074 and encodes 357 amino acids. The record is from RefSeq and is a predicted model, not a curated record. The transcript has a single exon. Gene Ontology annotation, biological process: G protein-coupled receptor signaling pathway. Gene Ontology annotation, cellular component: membrane. Gene Ontology annotation, molecular function: G protein-coupled receptor activity.
AUGGAGAUUACUGAGGAGAUUACCGAAGUAAUGACUACGAAUUUCGACUUGAUUUCAGACCCCGACAUACGAAACAGUAUACCAAGGUUCUUGAUUUUAUACAUAGCUCACAUUAUUUUAGGCAUCACCGGUAUACUUGGCAAUGGUCUUGUCCUAAUCGUCUUACUGAACACCCGUGACAUGUGGGAUGCUACUAACCUCCUGAUCGCCAACCAAAGCCUCAUUGAUUUCUUCGGAUCUCUCUCUGUCAUAGCUUUCAAGGUCGUCCCCGUGCCACAUUUUGAGACCGCGGGUCCUGUAUUGGCCAGAUACCUUUGCUAUGUAUGGUAUCCCAAUUUCUUCGUGUGGUCCUUCAACUUCACCUCAAUCUUCAACUUGGUCUUCAUAAGUUUCGAGCGAUUCUACGCCGUUAGGUAUCCUAUCAGGUAUCGAAGCAACUUCACCAUCAGGCCGGCGUUGGCAGCAUCUAUACUAGCUUGGACAAUGGGCAUGGUGUGGGGCUGGUUCUUACCCGCAAGUUUCAGCCUAGAGAAUGGAAUCUGUCGAAGGCAUGAUUGGCCAACACAGGACACAGCAGCGGUUGUGUCUGGACUGUCAUUCUUUGUUCUUUACCUCGCUCCUCUUUUCAUCAUGAUUACUAUCUACACAUAUAUAGGCCAUGUCCUUAAAAGGGGUGGCGCCGCUAAGAAAUUCCAAGAUCAAGCAGCAGGGUCGCAAACGGCAGAAGCAGCCGGGCCUCAACCAGGAGCAGCAAGAAGCUAUCGAGAGAUCGCCCGGAGAAAGGUCUUGACAACCAUGAUAAUCGUCACAGUGACAUCCCUGCUUUGUUGGACACCUUCCAAUCUAUAUUUCAUAGCCUACGCUUCUGGUGCAAACAUCGAUUUUACUAGCUUCUGGGGCUUGAGUGUCCAGUGCAUUCUAUUAUUUAAUAAUAGCAUUAAUCCUUUCAUCUAUAUCUUCAAGUAUCAGAAGUUCCAGAAUGGUCUUCGACGACUGCUGAGACUAGGAGAUUCAAGGUCUCCGGCAGGAGAACGGACAAGAGAUUCCAAAUCGGACAGCGCCAACAUGGCAUAG